AUGCUUCCAGGCCAUCCUGUCACUGCUUCCGGACAUCGCGGAGGUUCUCGCCAACCACGAGUUACCCUCGUCAGGGAUCACCAAUCUUGCAUUCCUCUUACGAGGAUUCUCGGUGACGGUGAUAUCGUCGUGCUACUCACGCCCGUCGUUGCACCUUCUCACCCGAAAGCUGCUGAUGGCAGCGACCCGUUCGAGCCGUUAGGCAGAGCGCUGGCCGCAAAACACCCCUGGAUCCGCCAUGUUCCAUAUACCGCACGAAACGGUAUGACGAGCACACAUGUCAGCUUCAUAAAGAGGGCCAAGACGGCGAUCUUCGUCAUAUCAGGUCCACCGGCCGCGGGGCAGUCGUCACAAGUCGAGAUCGCUCAUAAAGCGCGGAUGGCUGGUGAUCAGCGCCCCCAGAUUGUCGUAGCAUGCAGAGACAUACAAGACCUGGGUCUCGUGGAGGCUGAUUUUUCUACCGUGGUCCAGUUGCCCGGGUACUCACCGGCAGAUUUACAGGCUGCAGCUGCUCUGUUACUCGGCGAAGCUGAACCGGCCGGCACGAGUGGGAUGAAUAUGCGCGAACUCAUCAUGGCGCCCAAGUUCUGGCCGCCGGAGAACUGGGACGGCCUCGAUGUCACUCCUAUACAAGGUCUCUGGAAUCAAUGUCUCCCGGAACAGUUUCGUCUUGACAAGUUCCCACUGCAGUCUAUUCUGCAACGAGAUGGUUAUGCGAUGCAUUUCGUGGUUAGGCUCCCCGAGACCCGUGAGAUGGUAGGAUUUUGUGCCACAUAUACUACGUUUGUUGAUAAGGCUGGCGAGCGGUUGAUAGGAUCCCUCGCAUUGAUUAUUGUCAAACCUUCUUACCGGAGGAGAGGGAUCGGGCUAAGCCUCUAUGAACACGCUCUCAAGCAACUUAAACGAACACGAGGAGUGGACCGCGUUCAGUUGGGCUCUACGUUUCCCCGGCUUCUAAGCGGCAUCCCGGCUGGCUUCGCCUCGGAAGAGUGGUUCAAGAGGCGUGGCUGGCAGAUGGAUCGACAGGCUCCUGGCCACGGGCAAGACAUCUGCGACUGGUUAUUGAGCAUUGACGAUUGGCCGAGUGGUGGGUUUUCGACGGUCGCUGGAGGGUUGCUUUUUCGCCAGGGCACAUUUGAUGAUUUCGACUCGAUUUCGAGGUUCAUCGAAAAGGAGACUACCCGCAAGGACCACACGGGCUGGUAUGACCAGUACAUGAACCUUGCACAGGACGGUCGACUCAAUGAUAUUGUUUUGGGACUCGAACACUCGGAUAUUGUCGCUGCCGCUCUGGUCUACACGCCACACGAAGGCAGCUCAUUAGCGUUAGACCUGCCAUGGUCACGGAGUAUUGGCCCUGACGUGGGAGGUGUGACAUGUAUCUGUAUUUCAGGUCAGUUCGCUCAUAAAUGCACAAUUCGUUGA
Molecule: messenger RNA, 1425 nt
Organism: Anthostomella pinea
Lineage: Eukaryota; Fungi; Ascomycota; Sordariomycetes; Xylariales; Xylariaceae
Source: the annotation of a GenBank genome assembly